AUGUCUUCUCCUAACCCCUGGGGCGGCAAGAAGAACGGGAAGGACAACAAGAAGCAAAACCAGACUCCCGAGCAGAAGGUCGACGACCAGAAGCCUGGUGACCAAAAGCCUGAAGACCAAAACCUUGGCGACCAAAAGCCUGAAGACCAAAACCUCGGCGACCAAAAGCCUGGUGAUCAAAAGCCUGAAGAUCAAAAGCCUGAGGGCCAGAAGCCCGAGGACCAGAAGCCCGCAGAUCCGCAGGCUGGAGGCAGCGAGCCCACAGAGGGACAAGCCGACGGAAAGCCCGAAGAUGCUCAAGUAGAAGACAAGCCAGAAGAGAAGCCUGAGGCCAAGGACGCGCAACAGGAAAAGCCCGAGGCAAAGGCCGGCAAGUCAAAGAAAGACAAGGGCAAGAAGCCAGAGGAGCAGCCCAAAGAGCAGCCCAAGGAGGAGCCCAAGGCAAAGGAAGAGCCAAAGGCAAAGGAAGAGCCAAAGAAAAACGCCAAGGACAACAAGAAGAAGGCAGCAGUCCGGCAGGAAGAGGAGGACGAGGACGAUUACAGCGAUGACGAUUACGACGAUGAUGAAGUCUACGACGACGACUAUGCCGACGAGCAGUACGACGACGACGAGCCAGCAGAGGAGGAUGAAGAGCUCGAGCCCGAGUACGACGAGGAGGAGGAGGAAGACCAAGACUCAGCCCCCUCCAUGUCGCAGCCCGCCACUCCCGACGAGAAGGAGCAGCCGUGGCGCCCCGAGCAGCAGCGGAAGCAAAAGUCGAGCGACCAGAAGAAGCAGCUCGAGAAGCGCAAGAAGAAGAGCAGCGGCGGCGGCUCCUCGCGCCAGCAGUACAGCCGCGAGGAGAUGGAGGCCGAGAUGCGCCAGCAGCAACAACAGUGGAUGAUGCAGCAGCAGAUGCAGCAGCAGCAGAUGCAGAAGAAGGACGACGGCGGCGGCAAGAACCCGCUAAAGCUCCACCUGGAGCUGAACCUCGAGGUCGAGAUCGAGCUCAAGGCCCGUAUCCACGGUGACCUGACGCUUGCCCUACUUGAUGGCAUGUAA
This is a messenger RNA of Pyricularia oryzae 70-15, 1044 nucleotides long. RefSeq lists its product as uncharacterized. Bases 1 to 1044 code for a protein of 347 amino acids. NCBI's taxonomy places the organism in Eukaryota, Fungi, Ascomycota, Sordariomycetes, Magnaporthales, Pyriculariaceae. The record is from RefSeq and is a predicted model, not a curated record. The transcript has 3 exons.